AUGUCUUCUGAUUUAAAUACAAAAGAUACAUAUUCUAUAUCUGAAAACAGUUCAUACGAUCUUAAAGACGAAAUAAUGAUGGAUUCUAUCGAUCAUGAACGCUGUCGAUACCCAUACUGCAUUGUUUGGACUCCAAUACCAGUUUUAACAUGGAUGUUUCCUUUCCUCGGUCACAUGGGGAUUUGCAUGUCUUCAGGAGUAAUAAGGGAUUUUGCUGGUCCUUACUUCGUUUCCGAAGAUAUGAUGGCAUUUGGUAACCCCACUAAAUACUGGCAGUUGAAUCCACAUAAAGCUUAUAAUGGACCGGCAGGAUGGGAUGCUGCGGUUACUGAGGCAUCAGAAAUAUACAAAACGAGAAUGCAUAUCAUAUGUUAUGACAACUGCCACUCACAUGUGGCCACAGCAUUGAAUAUCAUGAACUAUGACGGCUGCAAGAACUGGAAUAUGGUCAAGUUAGCCUUCUACAUGAUACCAUACUCCAAAUAUGUCAGUUUUGGUGCAUUCCUGAAGACCUGGGUGCCAUCCCUCAUCAUCUUUUCAUGCAUAAUUUGUCUAGCAUCUUUAUUAUAUAGUUAG
Messenger RNA from Arctia plantaginis, 576 nucleotides. The record is from the annotation of a GenBank genome assembly. NCBI's taxonomy places the organism in Eukaryota, Metazoa, Arthropoda, Insecta, Lepidoptera, Erebidae.